GGGGGAAAAACAAAAAAAAAUGGUUUUGCAUCCAAUUUCCGACGCCAACGAACACAAUCCUUUCGGAUCUCUCACCGCCGACGAAUUCUACGCCAAACAUUCCGUUAGCCACUCCUCCGCCUUCAUCACCAACCCUCGUGGUCUCAAACUCUUCACUCAAUGGUGGUCACCACUCCCUCCAACUAAACCAAUCGGUAUCAUCGCCGUCGUUCACGGCUUCACCGGCGAAACCAGUUGGUUCCUCCAGCUCACAUCAAUCCUUUUCGCUAAAUCCGGUUUCAUCACCUGCGCAAUUGAUCACCAAGGCCAUGGAUUCUCCGAUGGACUCAUCGCUCAUAUCCCUGACAUCAAUCCCGUCGUCGAUGACUGUAUCUCCUUCUUCGAUGACUUUCGUAGCCGUCAAUCGCCGUCAGAUCUGCCGUGUUUUCUCUACUCUGAAUCCCUAGGCGGUGCGAUUGCUCUCUACAUCUCGCUUCGCCAGAGAGGUGUUUGGGAUGGGCUUAUCCUCAACGGAGCUAUGUGUGGAAUCAGCGAUAAAUUCAAACCGCCGUGGCCGUUGGAGCAUUUGCUCUUCGUCGUCGCGAAUCUUAUCCCUACCUGGCGCGUUAUCCCCACGCGCGGAUCUAUACCCGAUGUUUCUUUCAAGGAGCCGUGGAAGAGGAAGCUUGCGAUGGCUAGCCCUAGAAGGACGGUGGCGAGACCACGCGCCGCCACUGCUUAUGAGCUGAUUCGUGUCUGUAAGGAUCUGCAGGAGAGGUUUGAGGAAGUGGAGGUUCCGCUUCUGAUUGUGCACGGCGGAGGCGAUGUAAUCUGCGACGUGGCGUGUGUUGAGGAGCUUCAUCGGAGAGCGAUUAGUGAGGAUAAGACGAUCAAGAUCUACCCUGAGUUGUGGCAUCAGAUGAUUGGGGAAUCGGAGGAGAAAGUCGAUCUGGUUUACGGUGACAUGCUGAGCUGGCUCAAGACUCGAGCGGAAAGGAAGGCACGCGCCGGCCGAGCUUAGAGUCCUUUUGAGUCCUUGUAUUUGUCGUCCAAUAGGACAGUGCCAUCUGGCAAGCAACUAUUUAAGGUUUACUGUUUCGUAGCACAUGGUUUACAGUUGAACCAAUACCUUUGGGCUUUGGGUAUCAAUAAAUUAGAAAUAUAAAA
This is a messenger RNA of Arabidopsis arenosa, 1146 nucleotides long. Lineage: Eukaryota; Viridiplantae; Streptophyta; Magnoliopsida; Brassicales; Brassicaceae. The record is from the annotation of a GenBank genome assembly.